AUGGACAAAUAUCAAGAAUUAAAAGAUAUAUUAUCAGCAACAAGUUUUACAAACGACUGGGAUCGUUAUACAUUAAUCGUCAAAUAUAUCAUGAAAACAAUUAAAGGUCUUCGAGUAAUUAAUGAACAAGAAAAUUGGUUCAUCUAUCAACUGCAACAGUUGCUAAUGAAAUGUGAAUGUAGUAAAAUUGGUAAUUUUUUCGUUGCGAAUAUUGUAAUUAAUGAAGGUAUUGGAACAGUUAAAAUAAAUCUCGACGACUAUUUCAACAAAAAAUCAAAAAAAAUCGUGUGCUUACCUGUGUUAAUCAAUGAUUUAAAUGGACAAAUUGACAAUGUUAUUAAAAAUAUUCUACAAACAAAUGUUGCUGCUGCUUCUAUUCAAUAUAAACAACAACCAUCAAAUGUUCCCCAACAACAAUUACCUACUGUUUCAUCAAGUCAAUAUUAUCCACUCAAUUAUCCUGCACAACUAGAAACAGCUUCUCCACCUACACAAUUACAAACUUCAUUUAAUGAUCGACUUGUUCGUAUAUCAGGUGUAAUUCAAGCAGCGGCAACUGUUGGUCAACCUCAAAAUAUGCCUAUUCCAUCAGCUGGUUCCACAGGAGCAUCCAAUACUUCAGAUCUGCAUUCAUAUUAUUAUACAGGAUAUUAUCCAAAUUCACCUCAAUCAAAUCUUCAAUAUCAACAACAACAACAUCAGCCAACAAACCAACCAUAUGGUUAUGGUAGUCGACAAAAUAUUCCAUCUCAACAAACUUCAUCAAUUGGUCUUUCAAAUAAUACUAGUCGAUCAACAUUAACCUCAGGUCAAUCAAUUGCUGAUUAUGGUGGUCUUCCAUCACGUACACUUCAAUAUACAUCAAAUAAUCUUAUACCAACUGCUUAUACUUAUGAAACACCUAAUACAUGGAUUCCUGAUCCACAACAAAUUCCAUUUUAUCAAAUUCAAUCACAACAAACAACAUCUAUGCAUUCAAAUACAUAUGAAGCAUCUGCUUAUGUUCGUCAACAAGAUUCAGAUACAAUGCAACAAAACAAUUAUAAUCGUUAA
This is a messenger RNA of Rotaria sp. Silwood2, 1053 nucleotides long. The record is from the annotation of a GenBank genome assembly. Lineage: Eukaryota; Metazoa; Rotifera; Eurotatoria; Philodinida; Philodinidae.